GCUGUCUGGGCCCGGCGCCGGCUGCGUCUGGCUGACGUGAUCCGGGCGCGCCUCCCCGCCGCCGCUGCGGGCUACGCGGCGACCCAGCGCAGCCAUGUGUCAGGUUGGCGAGGACUACGGGGACCCGGUGCCAGAGGGACCGCCGCCACCGCGGCCUGGCCGCGAGCUCAGAUGCGUGAAGUGCAAGGAUGGCCUACCGGUUGUGGUGAUCCGAGCCGGAGACGCCUUCUGCAGGGACUGUUUCAGGGCCUUUUAUGUCCACAAGUUCAGAGCCGUGCUUGGGAAGAAUCGGUUGAUCUUUCCGGGAGAGAAGGUGCUCCUGGCGUGGUCUGGGGGGCCUUCAUCAAGCUCCAUGGUCUGGCAGGUCCUUGAGGGCCUGAGUCAAGAUUCUGCCAAAAGACUGCGUUUUGUGCCAGGGGUCGUGUACGUUGAUGAGGGAGCAGCUUGUGGCCAGAGCUGGGAGAAUAGAGCAAAAACCCUGGCUGAAGUAAAGCUGAUCCUCCGGAGCUUUGGCUUCCCGUGGCACAUUGUUGCCUUGGAAGAGGUGUUCACCCUGCCGCCGUCUGUGCUGCGCUGCUCUGCCCAGGAGCCAGUGGGGACUGAGGGGACCUACAAGGUAGCUGUGGAUAGUUUCCUCCAGCAGCAGCAUACGGUAGGGAGCAGCCCCAGCCCCACACAGCAGGAGGAGCAGCUGAGCCAGCCCUGCACCCAGGACCCCCAGGACCCGGCUGGGCCACCCCCAGCUGCCCACAUAGAAGCUCUCUCCCGACUGUUUGACUCUGUGAAGACAUUGACAGCCAAAGAGGAGCUUCUGCAGACCCUGCGGGGCCACCUGCUCCUCCACGUGGCCCGGACCCACGGCUACUCCAAGGUGAUGACGGGAGACAGCUGUACUCGCUUGGCCAUCAAGCUCAUGACCAGCUUGGCACUGGGGAGAGGGGCCUUCCUCGCCUGGGACACGGGCUUCUCUGAUGAGCGGCAUGGUGACGUGGUGGUGGUGCGGCCCAUGCGUGAGCACACACUGAAGGAGGUCGCCUUCUACAACCGCCUCUUCGCAGUUCCCUCCAUCUUCACACCGGCCAUUGACACAAAGGCCCCUGAAAAGGCCAGCAUCCACCGGUUGAUGGAGGGCUUCCUGCUCCGGCUGCAGGCUCAGUUCCCCUCCACAGUCAGCACUGUGUACAGGACCAGUGAGAAGCUGGUCAAGGCUCCCAGGGAUGGCUGUGCUGCUGGCCCCCGCUGCCUGCUCUGUAUGUGCUCGCUGGAUGUCGACACUGCUGACAGUGCCACUGCUUUUGGGGCUCAGACCCAGGAUUUCUCCCAGACACAGCCCCCCACCCCACUGGCUGAGGCUGGGGCAGCCCCCAUGCCCUGCUGUUCUGCAGAAGUGGGCAGGGCCCAGAAGUGCUGCCAGAGUACCCUGCUGUGCAGAAGGGAGGACUCCCAGGUCAUCGAGCAGCUAUGCUAUGGCUGCCGUGUGAAUAUGAAGGAUGUGCCAUCUUUGGAUUCUUUGCCACCUUACAUCUUGGCUGAGGCCCAGUUCCGCAGCCAAAGGCCCUCGCAGGAUAUCCAGGAGUAUCUGGUUGAGAACAGUGACGAGGAGGUGCACACCACUGGGAGCUGAGCCUGGGGCCACCCCCAAGCAGGAGGGCAAGGAUGGGCAAGCAGCAUGUGAUUGUAUAAAUAAAAACAUUUUUAAUUAGAAAA
Canis lupus familiaris (dog) is the source of this 1707-nucleotide messenger RNA. RefSeq names its product cytosolic thiouridylase subunit 2 (gene CTU2). Gene Ontology annotation, cellular component: cytosol. The coding region runs from base 95 to 1624 and encodes 509 amino acids. Gene Ontology annotation, molecular function: sulfurtransferase activity; tRNA binding. The transcript is spliced from 15 exons. Gene Ontology annotation, biological process: tRNA wobble position uridine thiolation. NCBI's taxonomy places the organism in Eukaryota, Metazoa, Chordata, Mammalia, Carnivora, Canidae. The record is from RefSeq and is a predicted model, not a curated record.